AUGACUAUAAAAAGCAUUGUGGUCGGCAAGCAACAUCUAGACAACAACAACAACAGUUGUAUAGGUUCCUCAGAAAAUGUACCAAUUUACAUAAUUGCACUAAUUGCUCUGUUAAUUUGCUUUCCAUUACAAUUCCUUUUUAAAUUCGGAGUGCUCUUCCUCUCUGACUUCGGUCUCCUUCCCUUUCUGUCAGUCUGUUUAUGCUCUCAAUGCCCUGUUUUAUCCUCAUUUGUGCUUUAUGCAUCCAUUUCUCUUACAGCUACAGCGUUAACCAGCGUCACUGAUCCUGAGAUUAAAUCUCUGUCUGAGACGCUGUACAGGUUGGACUCUAACAGGGCCACGGCCUCACAGCUGGUUAUUGACCCGCAGGAAGAGAUCCCCGACUCUGAAACCAGCUCUCAGAGUGACCUCGCAUCACGCCCAUUAUUUAAGUAUGUGAACGAGGGUACAUUGUUCUCCAAGCCCACAUACAAAGCUCUCCUAAAUCUGCUGGAUAACUAUAAAAGGGCGACAGGAGAUGCUGAGGAUGUCCCCUCUCAGGAGACGCAAGAGCAGGACACAUUUCUUAGAGAGACAAUGUUGAACACUGAACUGGGCAGAGAGCUCUAUAAUUUCCUUCACUCUAAAGGUGCAUACGCAUCACAGAAUGAGUUCAUCCAGGAUCUAAAGAUGAUGUGGUUCGGCCUUUACUCUCGAUCUAAAGGCAAGCUUGAUUCGAGCGGAUUUGAGCACGUCUUUGUAGGGGAAAUUAAGGGUGGUAAGGUGUCUGGUUUUCACAACUGGCUGCAGUUCUAUCGGAAUGAGAAACAGGGACUCUUGGAUUACUACAGCUACAGUUUUGAUGGCCCUUGGACCACAUAUCCUGAUGUGUUGGGAAUGCAGUUCGAAUGGGACGGAUAUUUUAAGCCGGUUGGAUCUGCUUUUAUUGGCUCUAGUCCUGAAUUUGAUCUGGCUAUCUACACUCUCUGCUACAUCACUCGUCCAGGCAAAUUAUGUCGUGUGAGUCUUGAAGGAAACAUUCAAGCCAUUCAGACCUACACAUGGGACAAUAGCAGUUAUGGGGAUGGAAAGAAGUACAUUGCCUCUGCCUACCCUGCAACACCCUGAAUUUCCUGAAUAUGAAUCAAUGAGUCAAUGCCAA
Messenger RNA from Triplophysa rosa, 1141 nucleotides. RefSeq names its product endonuclease, polyU-specific (gene endou). Gene Ontology annotation, molecular function: RNA endonuclease activity. Bases 1 to 1107 code for a protein of 368 amino acids. The transcript is spliced from 7 exons. The record is from RefSeq and is a predicted model, not a curated record. Lineage: Eukaryota; Metazoa; Chordata; Actinopteri; Cypriniformes; Nemacheilidae.